AUUUGGUCGUCAUGAACGUGGCUUUAACAGUGUGAUGUAUAUUUACGAAAAAUAAUAUAUUAAUUGUUAAAAAAAUGUCUGAUGUAAUUGUCCCCAAGGGUCAACCUAUUGCAGGUGAUCCCGAAAAAAAGGGGUGGUUGUUUAAAUGGACGAAUUAUCUCAAAGGAUAUCAACGAAGAUGGUUCGUGUUGUCAAAUGGGCUAUUAUCAUACUACAGAAAUCAGGCUGAGAUGGCUCACACAUGCCGUGGAACUAUAUCACUACUUGGUGCAUUAAUACAUACUGCAGAUUCCUGUACCUUUGUAAUUAGUAAUGGCGGUACACAAACAUUCCACAUUCGAGCCCAUGAUGAAGUGGAACGACAGAGUUGGGUCACAGCCCUGGAACUAGCAAAGGCAAAGGCUAUACGCGCACAAGAAUCAGACGAUGAUGACGACCAAAUAAAUUCUGGCCCCGUCACUGUGGCUGGUGAGGGGGAGGGUGAGGAUGCCGGCGGGAUUGCUCGUGAGCUCUCAGCGAGAUUCCACGAUCUACGCACAUGUUCAGAGUUGGUCACUAGGCAUGGGGCAGCUCUGCAACGAUCCCUGGUCGACCUGGAGAUACCUCCAUCAGAUAUUACUAAACAAGUAUCGGAGAGAGCGACUUUGUUUAGAAUAUCAUGUAAUGCUAUGAUGAAUGCUUGUUCGGAAUUCAUGAGCGCGGCCGCUGCAUCCAGUGCGAGAAUGAGUCGCGCGUUGCAGCAUGAGCGGGAACAGAAGAUGCGGCUGCAAGAGAUUGUGGAGCAGCUGGCGAGGCAGCACGACAGUCUGGAGAAGACGGUGGCGAGGAGCACGCCUCACACUGGCGGUAACGGUUCUGGACAAGGUAAUGAUACCGAAGAUGAAGAACAUGAAUUCUUUGAUGCAGUCGAAGAGGGAGCCUCAUCAGCUAUGGAAGACAAAACUUCCUUUGUAAUUAAAGUGCCUGUAAAUAGAAAAAACAAAGUGAAAAGUGGUGAAAGCUCUGACGAAUCUGAAGUAGAAACUGUAACAGAAACACAACAAGUGUAUUUCGUGGAAGACAAAGAGAGAGCAGAGAGCGCGAUGGGCGGUGCGGAGAUUGCUGACGCGGCGGCGGCCAGUGCCAAGCCGUCUGAUGAUAAGGAGCUUGAUAUUAAGAUUUGGCCGCACGUGUCCCAAGCGACGGACAGCGUGGUGGAGGGGCACCCGCGGCGCACGCGCGUGCCCGACAAGCCCAACUACCCGCUCAGUUUGUGGUCUAUUAUGAAGAACUGUAUAGGCAAGGAGCUGUCGAAGAUCCCGAUACCUGUUAACUUCAGCGAGCCACUCUCCAUGCUGCAGCGGUUAACGGAGGACUAUGAGUACUCUUCAGUGUUGGACCAAGCUGCUACCUUCUCGGACCCGGCACAUCAGUUGGCCUAUGUGGCUGCUUUUACUGUGUCUUCGUAUGCUACUACAGCUAAUAGGUGGGUAUAUAGAGAUUUAUUAGAUUAUAAUUCCUCAAAGAAAAAUAUGUUUUUGAAUAUAUUGAAAAUUCUUGUCAUAUUAUAUCGGGUAAGUGGUCAGGUGCAGCACCACCCCCCCACCAGCGCGUCUCACUGCGAGGGUGCCGGCGGCUGGGUGUGCUGGCAGCAGUUCUCCGUCUCCAGCUACUUCCGGGGACAGUUCAUCACGAUCACCCCGGACGCGGAGACCUUCGUGCUGUUCAGGCGCUCGGGCAGCAGAUAUCGGUGGUCCAAGGUGACGACAACAGUGCACAACAUAAUAGUGGGCAAGCUGUGGGUGGACAACCACGGCGACAUGGAGAUAGUGGGCGAGGCGGGCCCGGCCACCGGCUACGUGGCGCACCUCAAGUACCUGCCCUACGGGUACUUCAGCAAGGACACGCAGCGGAAGGUCACGGGGGUCAUCAAGGAUCCCAAUGGAGUGCCGCGCUACGUGCUGCAGGGGCACUGGGACAGCCGCGUGGAGGUGGCGGCGGUGACGAGCGCGUCGCCCGACAACACCGUCUGCAAGACCGGCAAGUUCGUGCUCGCCUGGCAGCGCGUGCCCGCGCCCUCCGACUGCGACAAAUGGUACAACUUCACGCUGCUGGCGGCGCAGCUGAACGAGCCGGAGACGGGCGUGGCGCCCACGGACUCGCGCCUGCGGCCCGACCAGCGGCUCAUGGAGGAGGGGCUCUGGGACGAGGCCAACGCCGAGAAGCUGCGCCUCGAAGAGAAGCAACGCGCGGCGCGGCGCGAGCUGGAGGCGGCGGCCGAGGCGGCGGCGGCGCGCGGCUCCGCGCCGCCCGCGCCGCGCGCGCCCGUCUGGUUCACGCGCCAGGCCGCGCCGGGCCAGCCGCACCUGCGCCACCUCUACAACAACAAGUACUGGGAGUGCAAGCAGCGGCAGGACUGGGCCGCCUGCCCGGACAUCUUCUAGUGCCGCUGCGUCUGUGCACCAGCCGCUCCCAUCGGACGUGGACACUUGACGGGUGUGGUGUGUGGCAUCUGCCAUCUAAUGCGCGAUACUGUACGGAAGUUGUGCGCGAGAGCAAGCGCUCCUCCGAGAGGGAUGCGCGUUGCGAUUGUUCGACGCGGUUACUGUACAGUACUUGUGUGUUGAUAGAUUAAUGUUCCGAAGUAAUUUGUAUAUCAAGCGCUGAUACUUGAGCUCGAUACAUUCUUAUGUUAAUUUUAAAUUAUGGUCCUUCGAGCCAACAUGUUAGUUGGGAGAAUUAAAAAUGCAGAUCUCAAAAGAUCCACAACACGCUAUCCUGUCCCGACAUCUAUUGAUACUGUAGGAAUAUUGUGAUAGAAAAAAAGUGUAAACAUAAUAUGUUGACAUAAGUUUUUAUCUCACUUAUUUUAAAUCUAAUAUUUUACUGCUUUUUAAUGUUGCAACAACGAUGAGCACAUACAAACAUGAGGAAUUAUAAUAGCAUCAACUAAUGGGUGCAAUUCUCAAUCCCAAUAUAACAAAAUAAUUUCAUUUAUAUAGCCAUGUUAAUUAAAUAAUAAUAAUAAUAAAAUAGGAGAAGACAAAUUUGCUUGCAUUUAAUAUUCGACAUGAGUCGAAUGACAAAAUUAUUACGAGUGUUGAUUAAAAUAGUUGAAUACAGGUAAUGUAAGCUCAUAAAGGCAGUAUUAAGGAAAUAAUCGUUAAUAUCAUACUACUCAUCAUUUGAACUGCAUCAGAACUGGUUCAUUCAAAAAAGGUUGUGCUUUUGCUUAUUUCUAAAAUCAAUCAUAAAUAAUAAAUAAAAUUGAUGCGAAUAACUACUCUCUGCUUUAGCUAUCGAUAUAAUUGCUAAAAUAAAACGAUAAUUUAUAAGCUUUUAACAUUGCCACUUAUUAUCGUUAAUUAAUGCUACCCGUUUUCUUUUUACUUGAUAACAUUGAUAUUUUCGGCUAAACAAAAAUAGAUUGUGUGUUCGAAAAUGUAUCGUGUGGUAAAAGACCUAUUACAAUUAAAGACAAUCUGAAAUUAUAAUUACUAUAAGUGCGUAUGUUAUUUUUCUGCAGUUAUCACAUAAUGCGAUGUAAUUUUGAUUGUUGAAGUAUGAUAGCUAACUGAGACAACAGCUAAUAUUCCACACGGUUGUUCAACGAAGACGUUUAUACAGAUCGAUUGUGUGGUGGCAAUGGGCGAGACGCGAGAGGUACAAGCCCGAGCUACAUACGCCAUGUUUGUAGCAGCUCGGGACAUUAUUUAGGGCGCGCAUAUUUGAAUGUUGUUUUCAUAAUUAUUAUUUAUUGAAUCGUGACAACCGUUACAUUUUUCGACUUUUACUCCGAGAUCAAAGACGUUGUAUUAUUGAACGUGUAUUGUUACUGUAUUUUGUCCUUGGACUGUGCUGAGAUUUUAUUUCCCAUUAUUUCCUUCUGAAUGUGUCCAAAAAUGAAAUUCCUGAUAUGUCACGGUACGCUCGUCUUUAUUACUCUUGUGCACGUUUAAUUUUAACAAAUGAUUUUAUUUAGUAAGAAUGAGAUGUGUAAUAUAACUACUGUUAGUACACCAUUGAAAAUGGUACUCGUUCCACUAUUUUCUCGUCUUUUUUGUUUAGUUCGCCCUUUAUUUUAAGGUUAUGUAAUGUAAUUAAAGGAAAAAUAUUUUAUUUCAUAAAUCAUUGUUGUUUUCUGCGGCAUCAUUAAUCUAUUUGUUAUUUUUAUGAUUUUUGCUCUUAGCUGAAUUGUGCAAUUUGACGCCUACCAUGAUACUAAUAAAAAUGUCGAGAGGUUUUUGGCUCUAUGGCCUAAUAAAUAGAUUUAAAUUUUGUGUUAACUUCUAAAUCAUAAACAAACUAUAAAAUUAUUUUCUUAACGGAUGUUACAACGAAGUUAAGUAAUGUUUCAGGUACUCGUCAAUCGGUUCAACACCAAUCAUCACUAUGUAUAUAUAAAACUCGCUUUGAUAAUUAGGACUUAGUAAAUUAUCUAUUUGCUUUUAUAUCACCCACUUUCUCAUUAUAGUGUAAAUUAAAUAACUAGUAAUGUUAUACGGAAUAAUAGGUGCUAUGAGGGAUGUAUACAGCAAUUUAGUCGUGUUUCUAUUUGUACGUGGUCGUAAAUUAUUUUAUAUGGUAACUAUUUUUGUUUAAGUUUCAGUUUGAUGCAAUUGACUCAAAUCAAAUAGAGAUACGAUAUAAAUUAUCAACCUUGUAGAACUUUCGAUCUGCUUCCAGUUUAGAACACAAAUUUCAUGAGAAGUGUUAAAUUUUUAACUAAAGUUGAAUUUCUUAUAUUAAUUAAUAAAAAAUAAUUUUCUUUUGUAUUUCUGUAUUGUAAAUAAUGCAAAUUUAUUCCAAAACUAAGCAUUGCUCUUGCGUCCAAAUAGACAAGGUGUAUAACAUUUUCGUAUUGUUGGAAGGGCGAAUUAGACUAAGUCGUACCUGACAGAAUACGCAUGCCUUAUCGUAUGAGUGACGCCGCGUUGACGACGUCGGGUCUUUGUCAAACUUCUUAUGCAUCUGUGCCCGGAUCUUUGAUAGCGACUUGGACAAAGUGUAGGAUAUUUUGUAAGAUCUAUUACAAAUUGUACAUUUUUACGUGGAUGUAAGAUAUUUGUUAAUAUUUUUAUUAAUAGAAUGAUGUUUGAAUACAAAGCCAUAACAUCUGUAUCAUGUUGAGUAUAAAAAUAAACUAUAUCGAAAACAUU
Zerene cesonia (dogface butterfly) is the source of this 5138-nucleotide messenger RNA. It is a transcript of the gene Osbp, whose product is annotated as oxysterol-binding protein 1. Gene Ontology annotation, molecular function: sterol binding. The transcript has 15 exons. The coding region runs from base 75 to 2423 and encodes 782 amino acids. Lineage: Eukaryota; Metazoa; Arthropoda; Insecta; Lepidoptera; Pieridae. Gene Ontology annotation, cellular component: membrane; cytosol; intracellular membrane-bounded organelle. The record is from RefSeq and is a predicted model, not a curated record.